This is a messenger RNA of Neoarius graeffei (lesser salmon catfish), 2556 nucleotides long. RefSeq names its product extracellular calcium-sensing receptor-like. The transcript is spliced from 6 exons. Gene Ontology annotation, cellular component: membrane. NCBI's taxonomy places the organism in Eukaryota, Metazoa, Chordata, Actinopteri, Siluriformes, Ariidae. Gene Ontology annotation, molecular function: G protein-coupled receptor activity. Bases 1 to 2556 code for a protein of 851 amino acids. Gene Ontology annotation, biological process: G protein-coupled receptor signaling pathway. The record is from RefSeq and is a predicted model, not a curated record.
AUGGAGUCAAUCUUUACCCUUUUGCAUAUAGUAAUGGCCAUCAUCAAUUUUUCCAGGGCCCAAGAAAAUACUUGUAACAUGCUUGGAGAGCCUGCAUACCCACAGCUAUGGAAGCAUGGUGAUAUCAUUCUUGGAGGAAUUUUCCCUUUCCAUAAUAAAUGGGAGAUCACAGACUCGUCCUAUUCGGUCAUGCCACCUGCAUUGAAUUGCAAGAGUCUGGAACUUAGAGCCCUACAGUAUUCACAGACCUUGAUCUUUGCAAUAGAGGAAAUCAACAACAGUUCAUCUCUACUGCCUGGGGUCUCACUGGGUUACAAGAUCUAUGAUACCUGUGGUUCUCCCUCACUGGGGGUAAAAGUAGCAAUGACACUUGUGAAUGGACAUGAGAACUUUGUCUCAGAGAAGACCUGCACAAAGCCAGCCCAGGUGCAAGCCAUAAUAGGAGAGACAUAUUCAUCUGUGUCCAUGGCGAUAGCAAAGAGCAUUGGACCUUUCAGCAUGCCCUUAAUCAGUUAUUAUUCCACCUGUGAAUGUCUGAGUGAUAAAAGGAAAUAUCCUUCAUUUCUGCGCACUAUUCCCAGUGAUUAUUACCAGACCAUAGCACUUGCAGAGAUGGUGAAGCACUUUGGCUGGACCUGGGUGGGAGCAAUAAGAAGAGAUGAUGACUAUGGUAACAGUGGGAUGACCAUAUUUACUAAAAUUGCAGAACAACUGGGUAUAUGUUUCGAAUAUUCCCUUCCAUUUUUCAGAACCUACUCACAAGAAAAAGUGUUGAGAAUUGUUGACCAAAUUAAAAUCUCCACUUCUCGAGUGAUAGUGGCAUUUGUCACUCCCUGGGACCUGGAGAUUUUGCUUCAUGUAUUUUCUGAACACAACAUCACUGGAUACCAGUGGGUAGGAACUGAGGGAUGGAUUGCUGAUCCAGUGGCAGCCACACUGGACAAGUAUAACAUACUGCAAGGAGCCAUAGGGCUAGCUAUUCCCAAAACAACAGUAAAAGGUCUGAAGGACUUCAUUCUUGAUAUAAAACCAUUGAAAUCUUCAGGCAGUGCAAUUUUUACUAAAUUCUGGGAAGCAGUGUUUACUUGUAAAUAUGGAAUACAGAAUGAUUCAAAUGACAUACCACUGUGCACAGGUGAAGAGAAACUGUCUGACUUGGAAAACACCUUCACUGACAUGUCUAUGAUGCCUAUUUUCAAUAAUAUAUAUAAAGGAGUAUAUGCCAUUGCCCAUACAUUACAUGAACUUCUUGGCUGUAAACAAACAUGUCAUACAAAGGUGCAGCCAAAUCCUUUCACGUUUUUAGAACACCUCAAAAAGGUGCAUUUCAAAACCAAAGAAGGUGAAGAGGUUUAUUUUGAUAAAAAUGGUGAUCCUCCAGCAAAAUAUGAAAUCAUAAACUGGCAAAAAACUAAAGAAAACCAAUAUGCAUUUGUCACAGUUGGACUUUAUGACUCCUCGGCGCCUGGUCAAGAUCGAUUAGCAGUAAAUAUGGCCUCCAUUGUCUGGACACAAAAUACAAAUCAAAUGCCAAAAUCUGUCUGCAGUGACAGUUGCCUGCCUGGCACAAGGAAGGCUGUACAAAAAGGAAAGCCUAUCUGCUGUUUUGACUGUAUACCAUGCGCUGCUGGAGAGAUCAGUAAUAUAUCAGAUUCUCUUACUUGUGAAAAAUGCCUGGAAGAUUACUGGUCAAAUGCUGAGAAAGAUGAAUGUGUAAAGAAGGAAAUUGAAUAUUUAUCCUAUGAAGAAACUAUGGGAAUUUUGCUAAUAAUGGUAUCCAUUAGCGGUGCUUUAAUGACAGUGAUCAUAGCAAUCAUAUUCUAUCGAUACAAAAAUACCCCAAUGGUCAAAGCAAACAACUCUGAACUCAGCUUCCUCCUGCUUUUCUCUCUGACUCUGUGUUUCCUUUGUUCACUUACUUUUAUUGGCCGGCCCUCUGAAUGGUCCUGUAUGCUGCGCCACACAGCGUUUGGAAUUACCUUCGUCCUCUGCAUCUCUUGUGUUCUGGGAAAGACAAUAGUGGUGUUAAUGGCUUUCAGGGCUACAAUUCCAGGUAGUAAUGUCAUGAAAUGGUUUGGGCCUCCACAACAGAGACUCAGUGUUCUUGUUUUCACUCUCAUACAGGUCCUUAUUUGUGUGCUUUGGUUAACAAUAUCUCCUCCUUUCCCCUUCAAAAAUCUAAAGCACUACAAGGAAAAGAUCAUUCUUGAAUGCAAUUUGGGCUCAAAUGUAGGUUUCUGGGCUGUGCUUGGUUAUAUAGGCAUUCUGGCUCUUUUGUGUUUUGUUCUGGCUUUUCUUGCUCGAAAGUUACCUGAUAAUUUUAAUGAAGCAAAAUUCAUUACAUUCAGCAUGCUAAUGUUCUGUGCAGUUUGGGUCACUUUUAUUCCAGCUUAUGUCAGCUCUCCUGGAAAAUUCACCGUUGCUGUGGAAAUAUUUGCAAUUUUAGCAUCAAGCUUUGGUUUGCUGUUUUGUAUAUUUCUUCCAAAAUGUUAUAUAAUCAUACUGAAACCAGAGAAGAAUACCAAAAAACAAAUAAUGGGGAAGGGGUCUAUUUAA